AUAAAUUGGAGGCCCAGUCUAAAUUUCUUCAUCUCCUUCAGAAUCCGGAAAUGGCUAUUUCAAGUAUUUCUAAAAUCAACGGAGCACGGAUCCUGUCACAACUGCUCCAGCGCCAGGUGCGCGCCAUGAGCAAUGUCCCCGAGAACACAGUAUACGGGGGACCCAAGAGCCAGAACCCGAACCAGCGGGUUACUCUGGCCCAUCUUAGGCAGAAGCACAAGAAAGGCGAGCCCAUCACCAUGGUCACCGCCUACGACUAUCCCUCCGCAGUGCACCUCGACGCUGCCGGGAUCGAUAUCUGCCUCGUCGGUGACUCUGCCUCCAUGGUGGUUCACGGUCAUGACACCACACUACCCAUCUCGCUCGACGAAAUGCUCGUCCAUUGCCGCGCCGUCGCACGAGGCGCCAAGACCCCGCUUCUCGUCGGGGACUUGCCUUUCGGUUCUUACGAGUCUAGCGAUAAGCAGGCAGUUGAUACCGCGGUCAAAGUCUUGAAAGAAGGAGGGAUGGAUGCAAUUAAACUGGAAGGAGGAUCACCUUCAAGGAUUACGGCUGCUAAAGCCAUUGUAGAAGCUGGUAUUGCGGUCAUUGGGCAUGUGGGGCUUACCCCUCAGGCCAUUAGUGUUCUUGGGGGAUUCAGGCCUCAGGGCAAAAAUGUCGCUAGUGCUGUCAAGGUGUUAGUUUACCACGAUUUACUGGGAAUGAUGCAACAUCCACAUCAUGCUAAGGUUACUCCUAAGUUCUGUAAGCAGUAUGCGCAAGUCGGAGAUGUCAUCAACAAGGCACUGCUGGAAUACAAGGAAGAAGUAACAAAUGGUUCAUUCCCCAGUCCUUCUCACAGCCCAUACAAGAUUAAUGCUGCUGAUGUCAAUGGUUUCAUAAAUAAAUUGCAGAAAUUGGGUUUGGACAAGGCAGUAUCUGCAGCAGUUUCCGCGGCUGAGAAGAUGGAAACAGCUGCAUCAACUUGUAGAGAGUCCAGCAAAUAAUUGAACAAUCUGUAUCCGGUAGCUGCCCCUGUAUCUCAGCCUUUUCAUUUUAAGCGUGACCAAGAAGAGUUCACUAAUGGAGCGGUAACAGCAGUUCUCUGAGGUAGAAUAUUUCAGAUAUUUUCUAGAUUUAAUUUUUCUUAAUUACCACUGCAUAAGAUAACAUCUUUAUGAUGGAAAUUUCCAAACUUAUUUUGUUUAAUAAGGAAAAUAAUUCAUCGUUAGAAGUUUGAAUAAAAGAUGCAAAUGGUUCAGUCAAAA
Messenger RNA from Carica papaya (papaya), 1247 nucleotides. The record is from RefSeq and is a predicted model, not a curated record. Lineage: Eukaryota; Viridiplantae; Streptophyta; Magnoliopsida; Brassicales; Caricaceae.